Molecule: messenger RNA, 1826 nt
Organism: Pimephales promelas (fathead minnow)
Lineage: Eukaryota; Metazoa; Chordata; Actinopteri; Cypriniformes; Leuciscidae
Source: RefSeq, a predicted model, not a curated record
UCAAUAAGCAAUUGCGCCUAAAGUUGCGGUUGGUUUUUAAACAGCACUGCUCUUAGCACAGUAAACCCACGCAACGUAUAAGAACAUGGUUUACUCUAAAUAAACUGUCAUAUUCCACUCCGUCACUUUCUCCCGCUUCCUAUCUGGUAUCUUAGGGGGAUUUUAAACUCCCGGCAACACAAGGGGGCUCGUUGCUUUAAAGCAUGGAAAGCGAAAGUAUGUUGUAGAUCAAGACAAGGCGGCUGAAAGCAAGGAAAAGCAUUGUGUUAUAUGGAGCUGAACUCUGAUGGUUAACAAAGCACCGUAAUGAUUGGGAAAGUCUGGACACUCAUCACUGCAUUUUCAUUCAUCACGUAUAUUCAUCAUGUCCAAUCUGAAUGCAUGCCUCAAGAUUUGAAGACACAUCUGUAUGAUGAGUUGUUGAACGACCACAUGUUUGAGAUUAAGAUAUUCCCAUCUGAAACGAAGGAGAACGAGCUUCUUUCAGUAAUAAACACUCUAUGUUCAUCCUGGACUAAAAAUAAGAAUAAGGAUAAAGAUAAAUUCAAGAUACUAACAAGUUUUGAAAUAAUGCUUGAAUUUUUUCAAGAAAGCAAUUUUGAAAUGAUUUGUGCGAAUCUCAAUUGCACAGAUGCUUACACAUUAAGCUGGGUUAAUGUAACCGUAUUUGGUGAUAUGUAUAGAAGAUCUUGCAAAGGAUCAAUAUCAGAUCUGAAUUGCCCAUCAAAAAGCAAAAUAACGACCAGCCCAAGCAUUGCUGCUGCUGAAAAGACAACAUUUGUUACAACGGUCGAUUCAAUCACCAUAGCUCAUAAAAGUAAGCAAAGCUCACCACCUUUAACAACGGUCAGCCCAAACAUCGCUGCUCCUGAAAAUAACGCAUUAAAAGAUGCUCAGAGUACCAUUAACACAUGUUAUGGAGUCCUUGUUUUCUCUCUACUACUGAAUGUCGGUCUAUUCCUGUACUUUUUUUGUUUACAGAAAAAUAAGUCUCCAGCUAAGCAGACAGCUGGAGAGAAUGUGCCCCUUAAUUAGAUCUGAUUAGUAAAUGGACAUUUUACCGCUUCAUGUUUGAGAACAGUUAAUCCAUGCUAUUCACCUGCCUUGUUCCAGUUGACUGUUUGGAACUGUUUUUUUUUUUUUUUUUUUUUUUUUCAGACAGUUUCUGUGGUCAUCUUGCUACCACAUAUGCAUAGCACAGUGCUGUCUUUGAAUUUGUGACUAAUCAUCCAAAGUACAGCUUAAUAUUCUCAAACAUGUCCACACAACCUGUGUGUUUCCAUUUCUAAAUGUGAUUGUCUUGAAUUUACCUCCAUAACUGUUAUCCUUAAUCUGUCAAGCAACUUAACUGGUUUUUGAAGUUGUCAUUUGUAAGUCGCUUGAAAUAACUGUGUCUGUUAAAUGAUUAAAUGUAAAUGACUCUGUGUGCACUGUGAUGAUCCUGUCAUUAUGAUAUGCUUUAAAAAAAAUCUGUGUGCCAGAGAGUUUCUUUAGGAAGGAGCGCGGGCCAGGAACAGUAUUUACAGAUACUGCUACAAUAAAUCUAAUCCUGUUUUUUUUCAGCAGUUAUUUUAUUUUAUUGUUUAUAUUGUUUAUAUUUUUGGCAUAUUUGUGUGUUUCAGGGUACAAUGCAUCAUUUAUAUGUUCUGGGUAUCUCAGAAUGUUUAAUUUUAUUUUAUUGAUCUUUUACUGAUGCUUCUGUGUACGUAAAAGUGUCUCUGGCAAUUGUUUGCUGCAAAAUGCUCACAAUAAAACAAGAAAUAUGAUGUGUAUCUUGAACCUCAUUUAAUUUCACUUAAAAGUUCUCAUUAAAAAUGUUACUGACA